Messenger RNA from Cloeon dipterum, 2164 nucleotides. Its product is annotated as intraflagellar transport protein 81 homolog. Gene Ontology annotation, biological process: cilium assembly; intraciliary transport. Bases 45 to 2060 code for a protein of 671 amino acids. The record is from RefSeq and is a predicted model, not a curated record. Gene Ontology annotation, molecular function: tubulin binding. Gene Ontology annotation, cellular component: cilium; centrosome; intraciliary transport particle B. NCBI's taxonomy places the organism in Eukaryota, Metazoa, Arthropoda, Insecta, Ephemeroptera, Baetidae. The transcript has 12 exons.
CGGCCUAGGAAAGUUGCGUUACUUUGAAUUUACAACUUUUAAGGAUGAAUGCUCAGCUGAAGUACGUUGUCGACGAGCUAAAGGCUCUUUACCCGAAGAAGGACUACAACAUUAUUGAAUUUGAUGGGUUUGAACCCGACCAGCUUGUGCAGAUUUUAAGCAAUGUAAUCUGCACAAUUGAGUCGAAAGAAGCCGUCAACACAAGGUCUGAAAACCGUGAGAUGACCAUAAAAAGACUGCUGAAUUCUCUGUACAUCAUGAAAUACAGACCACCCAGCGGAAACGAAUAUGACUUGGCUCAAUCGCUCUUCCUCGGAGAAAAAUCAGCGAUUUUGCCUUUACUCGAGUGGCUGCUGAAGGAGCGGCCGACUCUUGAAAAAAGAGCGUAUUUGGGGAGGUAUUUAAUCAAAAUCGAAGUUCCCCCAGCGCUGAGAGGAGACUCGAAUCUGGAGGAAUUGUUCGAGAAUUACGAGCAGCUGUUGGAGACUUUUAAGGAUGCACAUCGCGAACGGGAACAACUUUUAUCUGCCGGUAGCAACACCGGCGAGCUCAGGGGAGAUCUGGCCGUGAUGGAACGUGAGCGGGAGAUCGUGGCCGCAAAAGUAGCCACUCUGCAGAAAACUCGCGUGGAGGGUUCGAAAGCGAAUGCGGCUUUGUUGGCGCGCGUGAAGGCCCUGCGGGAGUCGCGGGCCAAGAGGGACAUGUUGCUGGAGCAGAAAGCUCGUCUUCAGACCACCUGCGUGGAGAUGGAACGGUUCGUGGCGAGGACGAAGCAGCAGGUGGCCGAAGCUCGCAGGGCAGCGCACGGGGUCACUCCGCAAGGGCUGCUGCAGCGAGCCGAGGAGGAAGAAAAAGUGUCAACGUACAUCGCCAACGAGAAAAUCCCGGCCGACAUGAAAAGCGGGCAAACGCAAUUACAGUUGCUGCGGGAGGUGGCGUCGCAAACGUGUCUAACGAGGUCGGACCUCGCUCAAGUCGAGCAACAGGUUCGUGCUCUUUCCUCCGAGGUGAAUGCGCUCCUCGAACGGAGAAUGGCAGCCGCUGAUCCUGCCGACGACAAACUCACCCCUUUCAAGCAGCAGGCAGCCAUGCUCGGACGCAAGAAAGAGGCGGCCGCCGAGGCCCUCGGCGAGCUCAAGAAGGAAUCAGCCGCCUUGAAAUCAAAACUAGAGAAAAUCCAAGGGCAGCUGAUGCCGGGCGAGGAGCUGCCAUUGACCGAGGAGCAGUUCAAAAAGUACAUGGGCCAGUUGAAGCCGCGCACCGAACUUUUCAAGGCGAAACGCAGCCAGCUGUCAAGCCAGACGGCCGAGUGCGGCGUUUUGUCCAGGACCCUGGAGAUUCUGAGAAGUAAUCACGAGCUGGCGCAGAGGCAAUUGGGAGACGAGGAGCGUCGCCUCGGUCUCAGCGGCUACUCGUCCACCGCAAGCCAGCUCGCGGAAGUGAACGCGGCCAAAACCGAGCUGGAUUUGCAGAAGGAGAGCAAGCUGGAGGCCCUCUCGAAAACCAUUCUCGAGCUCAACCAAAUUAUUGCCUCGAAGAAAGCAAAACUCGCGCCUGCAAUUCAAGAGCUGCGUCCGUUGAGGGAGCAGUACCAGGCGUCGCUGGCCGAUUUUAACAAGUUGAAGCAGGUGUACGACGCAACAGCCGCCAACCUGGGCUCGGCGAGCAACAAAAUCGAGCAGGAAAUUAAGCAAAUUGAAGAGGAAACGCGGCAGGCGGCGUCGGAGGCGGCGCUCUUCGGGGCCAAAACGGAAGUGGUGGACGCGCAGAAAGAGAUGCUGGUCCAGGAGAUGGCUUUCUACAAGUCGGGGGAUAAGUCCAAAUCGCUCAGGGAGCGAUUAAACGCGAAAAUUGCUGAGGAAGAGAAACGGGGCCGGCAUCUGAAAGAGGCGCAGAGGGCGAUGAAGGACAGCGAGCCUGCCAACGAGCGCCAGACCAUGCUCUGGGAAAACGUGGAAAGGAUUUUCGCCGCGAAACUCAGACACGUGACCACGGCUCGACGCGAUUCCGGCGUUUUUCGCAGGGAGAGGGGAGCAGAGACGCUGGUUAUUUUAAACUGAAUCGUGAUUGAACUGAUUGCAGAUUCAAAUUAAACACUUUGUAACAACAGCAUAAACAAAAUUAUUUCAUGGUUAAGGUUGGACUUUAGGACGACUCUUUUAAU